AUGGCGGAUGAACUUCAAAUGGUUGUGGUGCAAGCGCCAAACUCUGGUGUGCUUCAUGUUUAUGUGCAAGGAAACAUCGAGGAACGUGCUGGAAAAACUAUCAUUUUGACCGUUCAUGAUAUUGGAACCAAUCGUGAGUUGUUUUUCAUUUAAAAAUUAUUCAGAUGGUUUGAGAAUCCAGGAAGGGCUGUGAUAGCAUUAUAGAUAAAACAUUGAAUUUUAUAUACUUUCCAAAAACAGUAAACGCCUUGAUGUCUUAUACAUCUUGAUCUACUGUAACUCAUAUUCCAAAAGUCUUAACUUUAUUUUUACGAUUUCAGUGAAAUUGUCCAAAUCUACAGUACCCUCGAAAAGUCCAAAUCACAUUUUUCAUGCCCUUUUGUUUUUCCUUUUUUUUAUCUAAAAACAAUUCUUGUCAUACAUACUACAGUAUCUCCUAUUGUUUCAAUUGUUUUUGUCUGAGAAAAUUCUUUGCUUUUGGAAUUCUCAUGAUAGACGUUGUUAUCAGGGGUAUUUUUGCAAAAAAGUAUAAAAAUAAAAAUCGCAGUUGUGAGAAAAAUUCCAGCUGCGCGGAAAAAAGGAUAUUUAGUUAAUAUUAAAGUGGUUUCGCUUUGCUCAGCGAGCACCAGGAACUAUGAGAAUAUUUUUUAGAAAAAGAAAAUAAUGAUUUUUAGGAGAUCAAAUUUGGGAUUUGUGGGAUACAGUAAAUCGUAACAAUUCCUGUAGAUCAAAACUAUGAUCCAAUCAGAACCUAGGCUUGUUUGGCCUCAAAUAAUGUGACUUUUUCAGAUAAGAGUUUCGUGCGAUUUGUCAAUCAUCCAAGCAUGGCUGCUGUCAAAGAAAAGGCAAUUUUCUUGCACGUUUGUGUUCCUGGUCAAGAAGACAAUUCUGCUGAUUACAUCGGAGAGUACGUUUUUUUUCUUCCUAUUCAACUAAAAAUGUAUUUUAUUCAAAUUUUAUUUUUUCUUUUCUCACGAGUCUCUUUAUUCCGUUUUUCACUUCUUCUUGGAAAAAAAGAAUGAAAUAACCUUCUCGAGUGGAUGAAAAAAGAAAAAAUGCUUGCGUGUUUUUUUCAAAACUUUUUUCGAAAUGUUUAGGGAUAGAAAAACAUGUGAACUCUUUGUCAAUAUUUGAAGAAACAAGUUGAGCAGUUCAAAAAUCACGUUUUCGGAGUAAAUGGGAUUGAGAAAGUUGUUAUUUAUUUAUUUACACGACAGGAAGUCAUAUUUUCUAGAAAAAAUAGAAUAUCGGAGUGGAGAAGGCUAAAAACCGAACCAAUAACAUUUUCAGAGAUGAAAAAUAGGAAAUUAACUUUUGGCUUAUAUCGUUUAUAGUUAGGGGCUGAUUUUUUGUAGUUGAGGUUGUAUUGAGGUUAUAUUUCUCGAGAUCAAAUUUAAUUUUUGAAACACUCAUAAUAAACAUGGAUCAUGAAAAGUUUUGCAAGAUCUGCGUGAAAUAAAUUCCGAUUUUCCAAACAUGAAAUUUUGAAGAUGACAAUUUCUCUCCAAGUUCCAAACAAAUGAAUAGUUCCUUCCUAACUCCCAAAUUUGAAUUUUUGAGCCUGUAAAAAUUUGAAUAAAGAUUUUUAACGGACAAAUUUUCCGACUCAUUGAUAGAGGAAAAACGUUUCAUGUAUUUUAUAUUUUAAACUUUUAAGAAUUUUAUUGCAAUUUUAAAUUAAAGUUACAGGGUUUUCGGUUAACAAAUGUAUUUGAAAAAAUACACCGUGAUUUUCUUUGAAGCUCAAAUUUUGCAAAACUUUAUUUGAAUAAUUGAGUUUUUCGCGUUGCAAAAAAAUAUUUAUAUGAAAAUUUGAAUAAUUCUAAUCAAAUUUUACUCUUCAUAUCUCAAACAAUUAUCGUUUCAGAUUCCCAUCACUCGAUCAGAUCGGGGAAGAUUUGACAUAUGUUCUUGACAAAUUCGAUGUUAAAUCUGCAAUCGCCUUUGGCGAAGGAGUGGGUGCCAACAUUAUUUGCAGAUUUGCAGUAAGUUCAUUCAUCGCAUGUUCUUUCAUUUAUUUUUAUUUUCGUCUGUCUAUUUGAUGGUUGGUUAAUUAUAUUUGCAGAUGGGACAACCAAACCGAAUUAUGGGCAUCGUUCUUGUUCAUUGCACAUCCACAACAGCUGGAAUAAUUGAAUAUUGCAAAGAAAAGGUCGGUUUCAUCAUUGAUUUCAAUUGGAAAAUUGAAACAAAAAAGAUGAUUGAGAAAUCCAAUUUGCAAAAUAUCAAAUUGAUGAAACAUGUGUUGUGAUAAAUUUUGAGAGAUCAAAUUUUGCGUCGGGUCGAUUUUUUGAAUCUUGAGAACAUUUUACGUCACAAAUAUUUUUGUGGGACAAAUGAGUUUAUCAUGAGAACAUUUUGAAAGAGGGAAUUGGAAUUGUUAUAACUAAUCGGGUGGUCAUUGUUGAAUAGUUUUCCAACUCUGUAUUUUUUGAUAAUCUGGAGAGAAAGUAUCCCAAAACUGUUUUGCAUUGUAGAAAUUAUUUUUGAAAAAUCUCAUCGAAUUCGCUGGAAAUCAAUGAAACCUAAACUUUUCAUGAAAAAAUGUACAGCAUGACCUCUGAAAAUUCUCGUGUGUCCAAUAGAUUUAUUUUUGAAAUCGAUGGUAUUUCAAUGAUUUUAUCAGAAUUUUCGGAACAAACAAAAACUUAUCAAUAUUCAUCUAUCAUUUUUAAGGUCAUGAACAUGCGUUUGGAAAACUCGAUCAUGUCGGAUGGAGCUUGGGACUAUCUCUUGGCUCACAAAUUUGGAGGGGUAAGAAAUUUAUGCAAAAAUUUAACAUCAAACUUCAGUGUCGUAAAUAAAAACACAGCUUCUCUAACAUAUUUUUCAACAAAAAAAAUACUAACUUUACGUUUACAGGCUGAUGUGAGUUUGAAUACGCAGGUUUUAUGUUUUGAGCGGCGGUAAACACAUUGCUUGUGUGAUUUGAUGUGAUUUACUACUAUGUAUAGUACAUAUUUACUUAUAUAUAUGUAUUUUUGUAGUUUUAGAUGUCAACCUGUAGAUUUAUCAUAAAAUUGAGAAUGAUAAAAAAAUUAUGAUUUUUUUAGGAAGGGAAAUCUCGUCAAGAGUAUAUCGAAGAGCUUAAAGGGACAUUGAAUGCCAAAAAUUUGUCGAAAUAUUUGCUUGCAUUCACAAAGAGAACUGAUUUGUCAUCGACUAUCGGAACAAAACUUGAGCAGUAGGUUUUUGGGAUUUUGAAAUUUAUAGAAGCUUCACAGAUUUUAUUUAAAAAAAACUUUAAUGAAUCUUUCUUUCCAAAAAAAAUCUUAUUAGAAUUAACUAAAAAACAUCUAUCCUCAUCUAAAACUUCCUGAUCCCUCAAAACGUUUCUCUUGAACUAAAAAGACCACCAUGAACUUCUUCAUCAUUAUCCACAUACAUCAUAAAACAGCCCGAGGCAAUCACAUAUAUUUUUCAGAGUUGAUGCAUUGCUCGUCACCGGAUCAAAGACUCCACAUUUGCACACUGUGUACACAACUCACAAAAGUAUGAAUAAGAAAAAAACAACACUUUUGGUUGUCGAUAAUGCAUCGGAUGUCAUGCAAGAAGCUGUAUGUUUUUUAGAGGCGACCAGUUGAAAAUUAAUCGAAACAUUUUCAGCCAGACAAACUUGCUCGCUCGUUGAUUUUAUUGUGCAAAGGUUGUGGUGUUCUCUCGGGUGUCGCGAUUCCUGGAAUGGAACGUCAAAGAACAUUGUCGAGCUCAAUGGAAGAAGCUGAUCGCCCGCGUCGUAUGUCAGUCACUCAACCCCAACUUCCACCUGUUCCAUCAAACUAA
Messenger RNA from Caenorhabditis angaria, 3783 nucleotides. The record is from the annotation of a GenBank genome assembly. NCBI's taxonomy places the organism in Eukaryota, Metazoa, Nematoda, Chromadorea, Rhabditida, Rhabditidae.